Panicum virgatum (switchgrass) is the source of this 1636-nucleotide messenger RNA. RefSeq names its product F-box protein At2g26160-like. The coding region runs from base 100 to 1398 and encodes 432 amino acids. Lineage: Eukaryota; Viridiplantae; Streptophyta; Magnoliopsida; Poales; Poaceae. Gene Ontology annotation, molecular function: protein binding. The transcript has 2 exons. The record is from RefSeq and is a predicted model, not a curated record.
GUCGGCCCAACAAUUCACCUAGUCUGGACCCACCCACCCAGGCAGCCGCUCGGCUUCUCCGGGAAGUCCGGAUCGGCGGCCGCUUCCUCGCCGCCUACCAUGGCCGGCCGCCGCCGCCGCCGCGGACAUCUCCGACAAGAACGGCCGCCGCUGGCGCCUCCGCCAGAAAAUCCCCCGCCGAUGGAACCCACCACUCGCAGGGAAGUUGCCAUUCCAGAUAGGCCCCUCAAGAAAACCUGCCAUGCUUCAAGCUCUACCUCAACUUCCAUGUCUGGCCCUGAUGUCUGGGCAGAUCUCCUGGACAGCCUGCUUCUGCAAAUAAUUGCCCUCCUUAGCUCAUUCCGUGACCUCCUUGCUUUCAUCGGCACCUGCCGCUCUUGGCGCGCUGCAGUCUCUUCCCUCCCACCUGCAUUCAGCUUCAACUUUCCACCCCUCCAUUUCCAACCAGAUGGUUAUGAUCCUCAUCCCCACCGUAAUUACAUCAAGCAAAGCCUUUUAUCCAAUAUCAAGUGGCAGCUUGUUGAUCCUGCAAAGCAAACCUCCUCCCUUCGCUGUUCAGCACCCCAAAACUGUCAGGUCCGCAUGCGGUAUUUGGGCUGCUCAUAUGGUUAUCUUAUCUUCUCCAAUUUGGAGCAAUGCCUCCUUGUUGAUGCAUACAGUGGUGCUACUGUGAAGCCUCCCAAACUCAAAUCCACUGGUAUCUACUGUGGAUUCCUUGUAGCUCCCAUCAACUCACCCAAUUCGUGUCUCCUCUUUUGCUCGAGAUCAUCAAUGUUCCAGUGGCAGGUUGGAUCAAACUCUUGGUCAGAGCACCCUCUUGAUGUUGAACGCAUCCUUCAAGUUGUGUUCUUCAAAGGUGAGAUGUUUGCCAUGGACUUGCUUGGGAGGCUCCACAGAAUAAGCUUGGCGCCUCAGCUCAGCGUGCAGGAAGUAGCAGUUAUGUGGGGAGAGGACAUGGUUGUAGGCAUGAGUUUUAAGCAAUGGUUGGUGGUCUGUGGUGAAAUGCUUCUGUUGGUUGACUUCUCAGUAAGCAUUGACCGCUUUUCAGGCUUCAGUGGCACCUUUAAAGUCUUCUGCCUUGACUUUACAGUUGAACCAGCUAAGUGGGUAAAGGUGGAUAACUUGGGAGACAAUGCUCUCUUUCUUAGCAUGGAUAGGAGGAAUCCAACAUUCUCAUGCAUGAGCCCUGAACGAUGGGGAGGAAAAAGCAACAGUAUUUACUUCGCCAACCCAUCUGCAGAUUGUAAUGAACCUUGGAUUGUGGCCGAGCUUGGUGAGGUGGUGCCUGGCGCACCUUACUGUUCAGAAUCCAUCAUGGCACCCAGAUUCGGCAUCCAUCACCAGCGACCGCAAAGCCUUUGGGUGCUCCCCAAUUUGGUUUAUGGCAUUGGGCGAUGACAAAUCUUUGCUUGCCUUGGAGUUUUGGCUAUUCGUGGGAGCCCCUUUCCUUUACUACCCUAAUAUGAUGUAUUAACUGGCUAUUCUUGUAGCUGUAUGGUUUCAUUGACUUGGCAUUCAAUGCCCUCCUGUCCAAAUUAUGUUGUAUUGUCAUGUGAUAGAUACUACCCUGAAAUAUUGGUCCAUGAUCUAUCCAUGCUUUGCUGGGCUGAUUAUGCAAUAUUUUCCUUUUGCGUUA